GUAUUUUUAUCGAUAUCGAUAUGUGUAAUGUUUUGUUUUGAAAACAUCAAAGCAAUGAAAUAAAUCACAUACGAUUAAUUUACUAAUUGUUUUCUUUAAUCUUUCUCUGCUAAAUUAAUUUUAUUUGCAUACUCCACCAACAAAGCCACCAUGACUUCAUUAUUAAACUUGGUCAACAUUGGACGUACUCUUGGUGGUAGAACUUCAUCUACUCUUACCUUCAUCAAAGGUCACCAAGCUGUUGGUGGUGUGUUAAGUAAUUUAUCUAAUUCUAAAAUUGAACAAGUUCGUGGAGCUCGUCAGUGGUGGCCUGACAGACAAUGGUAUGAAUCAUGGGAAACUCCUUUAGGUGUUGCUAUCGAUGAACCAGAACUUGAAUGGAGGCCUAAACGUAAUGACUACAUCAGGGAAAAGCCUCAUGAAAAAGUGAUCCAAAAUGCUAGAUUCAACUUUGGACCUCAGCACCCUGCUGCUCACGGUGUACUUCGACUUAUUUGUGAAAUUGAUGGUGAACAAAUCAUAAAAUUGGAUCCACAUAUUGGACUUCUCCAUAGAGGAACCGAAAAACUGAUGGAAUAUAAAACAUAUACUCAAGCCUUACCCUACAUGGAUCGUCUUGAUUAUGUUUCUAUGAUGGUCAAUGAGCAAUGCUAUUCUUUGGCUAUUGAAAAAUUAUUGAACAUGGAAAUUCCUAAAAGAGCUAAAUAUAUUCGAGUUUUGUAUGCUGAAAUUACUCGUUGUUUAAACCACAUGAUGAAUAUUGGAACUCAAGCUCUUGAUUUGGGUGCCAUUACACCAUUUUUCUGGCUUUUUGAAGAAAGAGAGAAAUUAUGUGAAUUCUAUGAACGAGUAUCUGGAGCUCGUAUGCACGCAGCUUAUGUUAGACCCGGUGGUGUCAAUCAAGAUAUCCCUUUAGGUUUAAUGGAUGACAUUUAUCAAUGGGCAACUCAAUUUCCUAAUCGUAUUGAUGAAAUUGACGAAUUGCUAACUGGCAGUGAAAUUUUUAAAGCUCGAACCGUUGAUAUUGGAGUGAUUUCAGCUGAAGAUGCUCUUAAUCAUGGAUUCAGCGGGGUAAUGCUUCGAGGUAGUGGUAUUAAAUGGGAUUUAAGAAAAACUCAACCAUAUGACGAUUACCAAGAUUUUGAGUUUGAUGUUCCAGUAGGAGUUAAAGGUGACUGUUAUGAUCGUUAUCUUUGUAGAAUGCUCGAAAUGAGACAAUCCGUUCGAAUAAUAGAGCAGUGUUUGAAUAAAAUGCCAAGUGGUCCUGUUAAAGCUGACGAUAAUAAAGUUGUUCCACCAUCACGAGCAGAUAUGAAAUCUUCUAUGGAAUCAUUGAUUCAUCAUUUCAAACUUUUCACAGAAGGUUAUCAAGUUCCAGCAGGAUCAACUUAUACCGCAGUUGAAGCUCCAAAAGGUGAAUUUGGACUUUAUCUUGUUUCCGAUGGAACCAGCCGACCUUAUCGUUGUAAAAUCAAAGCUCCUGGAUUUGCUCAUUUAGCAGCCAUAGAUAAACUUUGUGCAGGUGCAUUCCUUGCUGAUGUAGUGGCCGUCAUUGGUACUUUAGAUAUCGUUUUCGGUGAAAUAGAUCGUUAAAAAGAGCGUUUAUAAACUACAGUAAAUUUAUGGACUUUCAAUAUUUUUGGAGUUACUCCAUCCAUUGGAAUAGUUAAUAUAUUUUUCUUACUUCGAUCACUAUCUACAGUUAAUCGCCUUUGUAUCUUUUUUGAAAUAUUUUCAAAACAAACAAAACAAAAUUGAUAAUCAGAAAAAGUAAGAAACAGAAAGAGGAAUAUAUUAAUUAUUCCAAUAGCUGAAGUAACCCCAAAAAUAUCGAAAGUCCGUAAAUUUAAAGUAAUUAAAAUGCCAUGUAAUGUAAAUCUUUUUUCCCGUCACUUGUUCAGUGAGAUGAAAAUCUCAAAGGCUAAAGUGAAUUUUAUUGUUAAAUAAAAGUCCAAAAUUGUACAGUCUGGUCAAAACUAACAAUUUGUAGUCAUUUAUCAACUUUCUGAUAAACAAUUGAAUGCUAA
Molecule: messenger RNA, 2027 nt
Organism: Tetranychus urticae (two-spotted spider mite)
Lineage: Eukaryota; Metazoa; Arthropoda; Arachnida; Trombidiformes; Tetranychidae
Gene: ND-49
Product: NADH dehydrogenase (ubiquinone) 49 kDa subunit
Biological process (GO): mitochondrial electron transport, NADH to ubiquinone
Cellular component (GO): respiratory chain complex I
Molecular function (GO): quinone binding; oxidoreductase activity, acting on NAD(P)H; NAD binding
Source: RefSeq, a predicted model, not a curated record